GGAGAGCUGUUGCGUGACACUGAGCUGCAAGAACUCUCUUUGCCUUCCUCUCUCAUCAAACUUCUAUCAAGGAAAAAUGUUCUCCACUAAUAAUAGCCCAGAUCAAAACUGGAGACGAACGAUGUUCUCCACUGAAAGUAGCCCAAAUCAAAACUGGAGUGGAACGAUCUUCACCAAUAACGUAUAUGGUGAUGAUGAUGAUAUCGUUAGAUCUUUUGCACAACGUUUCGGGGUUAGUGCUAAAGAUCCUCCAAUUAUGUACACCCUGUCUUGUAGUCUUGAAGAGCUUUAUCAAGGGGCUACCAAGAGGGUAAAAAUAACUAGACAAGUAGCUGGUCGAAGUGGCUUGAUCACCAGGAAAAUAGAGGAGAUUCUAACCAUUGACACAAAGCCUGGUUGGAAGAAAGGCACGAAGAUCACUUUCGAAGAGAAAGGGAACAAAAGACCAAAUGUAACACCUGCUGAUGUUGUCUUCAUUGUUGAUGAAAAACCCCACUCUGAGUUUACUCGUGAUGGAAAUGACUUGAUCGUCACUCGAACGAUUUCUGUAACUGAAGCCUUUACAGGCUACACUGUCCAUCUUAAAACCUUGAAUGGCAGGAAUUUAACCCUUCCGAUCAAUGAUGUGAUCCAUCCCAACUAUCAGAAGGUUGUCCCGAAUGAAGGGAUGCCGAUCCUCGGCGACCCAACAAAGAGAGGGAUUUUGAAAAUCAAGUUUGACAUCAGGUUCCCAACAAGGGUUAAUGCAGAGCAGAAGGCAGGAAUCAGGAGACUCUUUGGUCCUUGAGAUCUCUAUAUCAGCAUGUGAGACAUAUCCUAUGUGAAGGAAGCCUUUGGAUUGGUAUCCUCUUGACGCAGUUUGUGAUAAAUUGCAGUGGUAUUUGACAGUUCAGACUUUUAAGUUGUGUUAUAUAUAUAUAUAUUUAUGAAGUAUGAAAUCUUUCUGAGGUGUUUAAUGUAGGGUUUGGCCAACUUCUUAAUUAUGGUGUCAAUUAUGGAAAAUGCUUCCCCUUGAUUGGUGUUGAAUCCUUCCUUUCUUCAGUUCAAAAGGUCAAGCUUGGAGAGCAUUUCCCUCCGGCCAUAUCCUGAAACAUGAGUCACUUCCCUGUAAAUGACACCUUCCAGGAUUUCCUGCUUCCCAUCCCAAACCAUCACUGUUUGUCGAACAAUGAAAUAAAACUCAGAUAUGAUUAUAUUAUU
Populus nigra (black poplar) is the source of this 1200-nucleotide messenger RNA. RefSeq lists its product as uncharacterized. The coding region runs from base 77 to 787 and encodes 236 amino acids. Gene Ontology annotation, cellular component: cytosol. The record is from RefSeq and is a predicted model, not a curated record. NCBI's taxonomy places the organism in Eukaryota, Viridiplantae, Streptophyta, Magnoliopsida, Malpighiales, Salicaceae. Gene Ontology annotation, molecular function: protein-folding chaperone binding. The transcript is spliced from 2 exons.